Molecule: messenger RNA, 1675 nt
Organism: Chilo suppressalis (striped riceborer)
Lineage: Eukaryota; Metazoa; Arthropoda; Insecta; Lepidoptera; Crambidae
Source: the annotation of a GenBank genome assembly
UGACCCGGGAACCUGAGCAAGAACCUAAAACCGUCAACGUCGGCCGUGUUGCUAUAUACCUAAAACUUAUUAUUAAUAAUAAAUAAUAUUUAGAUAGUCAAGGCUGUAUGGACUUAGUUCCCUUUGCCUGCAAUUAAAAAAAAGUUAUGUUUAUGUCAAUGUCAUGCUGACAGACAGCUGGCUUUAUUUUAGUAGAUUUUGCGGUCUUGCGGUGUGUGGAUAACUUAGGAAUUUUAUAAAAAUCAUUAUUAAUUAACAUUAUAUAAUUACGUUCAGUUAAUCACUAAGUUUUAUUUAUGUUUUUAACACUAUUUAAAUAUGCGCCUAAAAUAUCAUUGAGCAUACAAACACUGAAAUUCGAAAGUGAAUGUUUAUUCAACUGGUUUUUGUUACCUUCCUAGUAAUUUACUGAAUCUCUAUUUAUAAAAGUAUCUACUGUAAGAUUAGAAAAGCGAUAAGUCAUUUGAUGACGACAGUUCUUCACAUGCUACGAUUAAAGGUCGUAACCAUUACUGACUUCUCAAAAGUUUGAAGUGUUUACUUACGCUCAAGUGUCGUAUCGUAUCUCGAAAAUGGAUAGAAUAAAAUUAAUUUGGCAAAAAACUAAUCGCUGGCACCGAGUUCUGAUUGUCUUUCUUAUGGUAGAAUUACAAUUAAUUCCCAAGCAGCAGCUUGGGUUUGAUUGCAACGAUCCGACACUAUCACACAGCUUCAAAGGGGAUACAAUAUCAUUCAAAUGGCUUUCAGUCUCAGUUGUUUUCCUGCCCUUAGUAGUGUUGUUGAUUACAGAAAGAAUAUAUAAUCAAGACAAGAGAUCAAAAGAACAGGCUCUGUGCUGGUACAAAGAGUACUUGUAUGGUUUGCUCAUCAACUUGACUGUGGUGCAGAUGUUGAAGAUUCUAGUGGGUGAACCAAGGCCUCACUUUUUUGACACUUGCAAACCUAAAGAAGCAUCAACUUGUACAGGAUCUGAGUAUGUAUCCAGUUACACAUGCACGAAAGGUCAUUGGAUGAAUUAUCCUGAUACGAGUUUCCCCUCAGGUCAUGCUUCCUUAGGUAUUCACACUGGGUUUUUCAUAGCAUAUUAUUUGCACCAAAGAACGAAACUUAAUCGAUCCAGUGUCAUAUUACCAUUACAAAUUAUUUGUGUGGUGACUGCUGUGUUCUGCGGUAUAUCGAGGAUCACUGACAAAAGGCACCACUGGUGGGAUGUCUUGGCCGGAGCAGUUAUAGGAGGAACCAUAUUGGUUUAUACUAUAUUCAGUUUGUGUCGAAACUUCGACUGUCCAAUGGCAGUCUCCGUAGAAAAUGCUAAACAAAGUGAAACUUCUUUAUUGGCUGAUCAAAAUCAACACUCAUCAGUAAAAAAUGUAAACAAUUAAAUAAAAAUAAAUAUAUUAAUUAAAUAUUAAUAAUGUCAAUGUACCUCCCUUUUCUCAUUGAUAACUAAUAAACAUUUAAGUGUUUUAAAAAACGAAUAUUGAGAUCUGGAAUUGAUUUCCUAUUAUUCAAUUGUCUUUCUUAUAAUUUUUUCGUAAUUUAUCAGUGGCAAAUCCAGAAAUAGAUAAUGAAAUAAAAACCCACCUUCUAUCGUUAGUAAUGAUCUUUUUAAAUAGUAUAUGUAUAAAAUAGGAGGAUCUCGAUGGCGCAGGUGGUUAGCGCGUUCGGUUGCGAU